This is a messenger RNA of Trypanosoma brucei brucei TREU927, 636 nucleotides long. RefSeq lists its product as hypothetical. The coding region runs from base 1 to 636 and encodes 211 amino acids. The transcript has a single exon. Lineage: Eukaryota; Euglenozoa; Kinetoplastea; Trypanosomatida; Trypanosomatidae. The record is from RefSeq and is a predicted model, not a curated record.
AUGCCACGCCACCACACGUUGCCUGUGGGCUUUCGCGGGUCACGGCACUCCGACAGUUGGACGGUGGGAUUCUGCAGCAACGAGCGCGACCGCUUACACCACGACGUUGGUGCCACAGAGGAAGUUGGCACUGUGUGUCAGAGGCCUGAGCAACCGCCCAAUCGAAAGCCGUUGUGGCGCAACCAAGCAGGACACCGUCGGUGCCGCUCGAGUAACAGCUACAGCCCCGGUUGUCAUCCCGUUUCCUCCACUGGUGUCCAACUGUUUUCAACUUUCUUCACAACACCACGGGAGGCGUUAAGGGUUCUGGAGCAAUACGUUCCCUCACAACAGCCACAACAGCGCCGCAAGCGCACAAUCAGGGGGCAGCGCCCGGUUUUUGCAGGGACCACCAAGCAGUUGAAAUGUGACGAUCCCCGCGUUUGGAGAACUAGCGAGGAUACAGAAGCGCAGCGAUUGGAGGGGGAGUUGGUACAAUUACUGAACACGGCGCGCUUACUCUGCUCCUCACUGCGACAAACCACUGCUGCGGUCACUAGUGUCCGAGCGGGUGUACAUGUUCUUGUGAGGCAGAGUCGGAGUCUUACCCUUUGGAUUUCGCCACUAUCAUUCCUCGCAGCUACUCGCGAAUUUUAG